AUGAGUGUGCUAUCGAGGGAAUACGUCUCGGACUCUGAUGGUGAAAGUGACGCGGAGGUUGAACAAGUGUUUAGAGCACCAUCGGAUUACAAGAAGUGCAGACACCUGAAGAAGUUUCAUAAGAAGCCAAAUGAAGAGGUCUGGCUUAUAAAAGUACCAGCAGGGCUGGAUAUUGGAUCGCUGAAGAGUCUGCCGGUUGAUUUGGACAGCCGUGGUGACGAUAGAAGCGGGAGCUCGGUUGUGACGUUCGACGCCAAUGCAAAGAAAUACAGUUUAGAGGAGCAGAACGGUCUAGAUUACAGCAAUUUAUCGCUGUUGGUACCAGACGAAAGUCGGGAGUCGCUGCGUUUGGAGCGAGGCACUGAAGGCAAGGGCAAUUCUAAGAGCAAGAAAGAGAGUACAAGUGUUGCACUCGAGAGGAUCUUCACAGUGAGCGAGGUUGCUAGCAUACCGAAUAUAGAUUUUUCCAAACUGAGGGUACCCCAUGCUGAUGUGGUCAAGGUUGAGGGUCUCAAAAUGAGACAUUUCCCAACGGGAUACGAUGCGAAGGACUACGGCGUGGAGGAGAAUGAGAAAGACGAUGCGGCCAAAAAGAAGCGUAAGGAAUCACAAUCAUCGGCGCCUUCGUCACCAUCAAAGAAAAAGCACAAGAAGGAUAAAAAGGAUAAGGUAAAAUAA
Zygotorulaspora mrakii is the source of this 678-nucleotide messenger RNA. RefSeq names its product DNA-directed RNA polymerase I subunit RPA34 (gene RPA34). Bases 1 to 678 code for a protein of 225 amino acids. The record is from RefSeq and is a predicted model, not a curated record. Gene Ontology annotation, biological process: transcription by RNA polymerase I. NCBI's taxonomy places the organism in Eukaryota, Fungi, Ascomycota, Saccharomycetes, Saccharomycetales, Saccharomycetaceae. The transcript has a single exon.